Mercurialis annua (annual mercury) is the source of this 2571-nucleotide messenger RNA. RefSeq names its product potassium transporter 5-like. Gene Ontology annotation, cellular component: membrane. Gene Ontology annotation, biological process: potassium ion transmembrane transport. The coding region runs from base 93 to 2408 and encodes 771 amino acids. NCBI's taxonomy places the organism in Eukaryota, Viridiplantae, Streptophyta, Magnoliopsida, Malpighiales, Euphorbiaceae. The transcript is spliced from 8 exons. The record is from RefSeq and is a predicted model, not a curated record. Gene Ontology annotation, molecular function: potassium ion transmembrane transporter activity.
AGUCCCUUUGUUUCAUUUUCUCUAUAAAUAAUAAAAUCUCAUUCUCUCUUCCUCAGUUCUUCUAGCACUCACAAAUAUUUUAGGUGACAAAAAUGGCAGAAAAUAUCACACAGAACACUUACAAUGAAGAAAAUAUAGAUGAUCAUUUCUCUAAGCCUCUCGCCGGAAAAAUACUUUCAAAACAAAAGUUAGGUAGAAAUGAUUCGUUAGAAAUCGAAUCCCGCAGCUUUCAUAAUCAAGCUCAUGGCUCUAAGGGUGUAAGUUGGUCAGUGAUCUUGCAACUAGCGUUUCAAAGCAUUGGAAUUGUGUACGGUGAUAUCGGAACGUCGCCGUUGUAUGUGUUUUCGAGUACUUUUACCGACGGAAUCAAACACAACGAUGAUAUAUUAGGCGUGCUUUCUUUGAUUUUUUACACUAUCACUCUCAUCCCUCUCAUCAAAUAUGUUCUGAUCGUCUUGCGUGCCACCGAUAAUGGUGACGGUGGGACAUUUGCUUUGUAUUCACUUGUGUGCCGAUAUGCCAAAGUGGGUUUAAUUCCAAGUCAACAAAAUGAGGAUCGAAACGUUUCAAAUUUUGAGCUUGAAUUGCCUAGCAAGCGUUUGAGAAGAGCAACAAAGCUCAAAAUUAAGUUGGAAAAUAGCAAUUUUGCCAAAUUCUUUAUGUUGUUUGCCACCAUGCUUGGUACUUCCAUGGUCAUCGGAGAUGGUGUUCUUACUCCUUGCAUUUCAGUUUUAUCAGCUGUGGGAGGAGUCAAGCAAGCCACAACAAAAAUGACAGACGAUAUGAUAGUGUGGAUAUCAGUAGCAAUCUUGAUUUUGCUAUUCAUGGUUCAAAGAUUUGGAACUGAUAAAGUAGGCUACAGUUUUGCUCCAAUAAUCUGUGUCUGGUUCGCAAUGAUCGGCGGCAUCGGCCUAUUCAAUUUAUUUAAGUAUGAUCCUGCUGUAAUCAAAGCCGUAAAUCCAAAGUACAUCGUUGAUUAUUUCCGACGGAACAAAGAUAAAGCUUGGAUUUCCCUCGGAGGCGUUGUUCUUGCCAUAACAGGAACUGAAGCACUAUUUGCAGAUGUUGGGCAUUUUGCAGUUCGAUCCAUACAAAUAAGCAUGUGUGCAGUUACCUAUCCGGCUCUGAUCUGCGCAUACAGCGGACAGGCGGCUUAUCUUCGAAAGCAUAAUGAUGUUGUUUCCGAAACAUUUUACGAAUCCAUUCCAAAACCUUUGUAUUGGCCAAUGUUUGUAGUUGCGGUGAUGGCAUCAAUCAUUGCGAGUCAAGCCAUGAUAUCGGGAACAUUUUCAAUUAUCCAGCAAUCUCUUUCUCUCGGAUGCUUCCCUCGAGUCAAAAUCGUGCAUACUUCAAGUAAAUUCGAAGGACAAGUUUACAUUCCUGAAGUCAAUUACCUUCUUAUGCUAGCUUGCAUUGGAGUAACUCUUGGUUUUAGAAGUACAACGAAUAUUGGCAAUGCUUACGGUAUCGCAGUGGUGUUUGUAAUGACACUAACAUCAGCAUUUUUAGUGUUGAUAAUGCUAAUGAUAUGGAAGACCAACAUUUUCUACGUAAUUGCCUAUGUGCUAACCAUCGGAGUCGUGGAGCUUGUCUACUUAAGUUCCGUGCUUUACAAAUUCGAUCAAGGAGGCUAUCUUCCAUUGGCAUUCGCUGCAGUUCUGAUGACUAUAAUGUACGUUUGGAAUGAUGUGUACAGAAGAAAGUAUUAUUAUGAGCUUGACAACAAGAUUUCUCCUGAUAAGCUCAAGGAAGUUGCUUCCGAGACUAGCCUUAGUAGACUUCCGGGACUUGCCAUGUUCUACUCGGAACUAGUUCAUGGUAUUCCUCCGAUCUUCAAGCACUAUGUGGAAAAUGUCCCUGCGCUUCACUCUGUUCUUGUUUUCGUCUCCAUUAAGUCACUCCCGAUUGGAAAGGUUCCGGUGGAAGAAAGAUUCCUUUUCCGCAGAGUAGAACCCAAGGAACUCAACGUGUUUCGCUGCGUAGCAAGAUAUGGAUACACGGAUGUUCGGAAUGAGGAGGAGCCUUUCGAGAGGAUAUUGAUCGAGAAGCUGAAGCAGUUUAUCGUAGAUGAUUUCUGGUUGAAUCAAGCAAUUGAGAAGGAUCAAGAAUCGGAAGAAGGCGAAAACAUUAGCCAUGAAAAUGGAGAUGGAAAUCAAGAAAACCAUGAGAGGCUAUCGAGUGAUGACAUGGAUCGUCAGAUUGAGAUCAUAGAUAAAGCGUGGCGUGCCGGUGUAGUUCAUUUGAUGGGAGAGACUGAGGUAAUUGCAGGAAAAGGAGCAAAUAUAGUGAAGAGGAUAUUAAUAGAUUAUGCAUAUACUUUCUUGAGGAGGAAUUUAAGGCAAAGUGAGAAAGUGUUUGAUAUUCCUCAGAAGCGUAUGCUUAAAGUGGGUAUGACUUAUGAACUCUAGUUUUUAUCAAGUACUAGUUGCUACAAGCAAGCCUAUCGAACUCUAGUAACAAAAGGUUCCUGCUUCAGAUGUGUAGAAAUUUAAAAUUUUACCUUGUCAAAUAUAAUUAGAAUGGUAAUUAUAUCAAUAUAUAUAUAAUCAUGCUUAUAAUCUGUUAUUAGUA